AUGACGGAUGUCGAGGACUCGGCGGUGAAUGACUUCUUGCUGAUCCUCGAGGAGCACCGCAAGAAUUGCGAACGACAGGGCAAAUAUGUCGAGGCUGAGAUCGCCAAGAAUCGUCUGGAGGAACUCAAAGUACAUGAAGAAAACCGACGAAGGGAGGCGAUGCGUUCGCGACAGAUCGCCGAGCGACUGGGAGUGGAAGAGGCUCAUAUGCUCGAGUUUCAGCAAUUCAACCAGGUGUGGGACAGAAAGAUGGACGAGUACGAACGCAACGUCGAGGAGCUUGUUGUCAAUAUGCGAGAAAAACACAAGUCCGAGCUGUUGGAGUUCCAACAGAAGCUGCUGGAGAAGAACCAGAAGCCGAAGUUCUCCAAGGACCUGCUCAAUCUCCGACGUAUCGAAGAGCAUCUAGCUCGGCAAAAAGAUUAUGGCGAAGCACACAAGAUCAAGCUGAAAUCGGACGCUUUAGAGGCCUGGGAGCUCGAGAAGUGGCGCAACCUCAAGCAACAGGAGAUGUUCCAGCGCGAGGUGACGUUCAAGCAGCGACAGAAACAGGAUCUAGACGCGCUUCAGAAGCGUAUUCAAUCCGGUAGAGAGGAACAGAAGAAACAACGUCAGGUCGAUCUUGAACGACUGUUGCAGAGGUACCAGAAUGUCAAGGCAGAGCUUCAGCAGCAACAGAACUUGGAGCGAAUCCGGCAUGAGAAGUUUGCGCAGCGAGCGAGAUGA
Messenger RNA from Phytophthora nicotianae INRA-310, 726 nucleotides. RefSeq lists its product as hypothetical. Bases 1 to 726 code for a protein of 241 amino acids. The record is from RefSeq and is a predicted model, not a curated record. The transcript is spliced from 3 exons. NCBI's taxonomy places the organism in Eukaryota, Oomycota, Peronosporomycetes, Peronosporales, Peronosporaceae.